This is a messenger RNA of Ctenocephalides felis (cat flea), 1798 nucleotides long. Its product is annotated as E3 SUMO-protein ligase PIAS1-like. The coding region runs from base 153 to 1670 and encodes 505 amino acids. Lineage: Eukaryota; Metazoa; Arthropoda; Insecta; Siphonaptera; Pulicidae. The record is from RefSeq and is a predicted model, not a curated record. Gene Ontology annotation, biological process: protein sumoylation; regulation of transcription by RNA polymerase II. The transcript is spliced from 8 exons. Gene Ontology annotation, molecular function: zinc ion binding; SUMO ligase activity; transcription coregulator activity.
UUCUAUAACCUCAAAUUUAAUUCAUAUUUUAAUUCACAAACAAAUCAAAACUUCAGCAAAUGGACAAGCCGAUGCAAGUGAAACUCCUCUAAAAAGGCAACUACCUGAUUUCCUAAAAAAAUAUUCUGAACGCCUGGUGUUAAACGAUAAACAUGGAUGAUCCUGAAACUUUGCGAAUCAUGAUCAAAGGUUUUCGGGUUGCUGAAUUGCAAAAUUUAUUGGGUUAUGCUCAGAGAAAUAGAACUGGAAACAAAUCUGAUUUAUUCAAACGGGCAUUGACAUUAAUACAAAAUCCACAACCAUCAAUUAUUGUAAAAAUACAUGAAAUUCACAGAAAUCAAUACAAAACUAAGCCAAAUCAAGUUCCGAACCCAUAUUCACCUGCUCUAACCCAAUGGGGCACAGAGUUCAUUCCGUUGGUGCAAGGGAGUUACAUGCAAGAUAAUAAUACCUUUAAUAAGGAUAUGCUUUCAAAACCAUUGUUAAUGCCAAGUGUACCAGUGAAUCCUGAUGUACGAUUUAUCCAGCUACCAUUUUAUGAAGAAAUGGGUGAAAUUUUAAAAGCAACUAGUUUGUUGACUUCACAUACAUCAUCGCGAAUACAAAUGUCUCAUUUUGAAUUUCAUUUGACUCCACAACAGAUUACAGAAAUAUCUAGAAGUCGUUCUGGUUUUGGAAGCAAAAUGACUUAUUCUAUACAGGUACAUGUUCGGUUUUGCUUAAUGGAAACUACAUGUGAACAAAAUGAUUAUUAUCCACCUUACUUAUCUAUAAGAGUUAAUGAUAGAAUAAAUCAAACUAUAAAUACCGCACCGCGACCUGGUCAACCAGAGAAAAAGGUCCAGCAUGCUUAUCCUGUUGACAUAACAAAUCAGAUAAAAUUAACUCCUACUCAAAGCAACAGGUUAACCGUGGAGUGGAUGUCAGAUUUUGGAAAAUCUUUUGUGUGUAGAAUUGCGCUGGUUCGCAAACUCACUGCAAACGUUUUAUUAAAGCGUCUUCGAGCGCGUGGUUUUAAACCAGCUGAUUACACUAGAGGACUUAUUAAAGAAAAGCUAGCUGCUGAAGCUGAAGAUUCUGAAAUUACAUGUUCUUCUUGGCGUGUUACUGUCACUUGUCCAUUGAGCAAAUGUAGAAUAACUGAACCAUGUCGACCAUCUGGGUGUCGACAUCUGCAAUGCUUUGAUGCAUCUGUUUUUCUCAAAAUGAAUGAAUGCAAGCCAAGGUGGCAAUGCCCCAUUUGCGAUCAGCCAGCGCUUUACAAAGAUUUGACGCUUGAUGGAUACUUUGCUGAAAUUUUGAAUUCGCCAAAACUAACCAGCAGCAAUGAGUUAUUCAUUGAUAGAGAUGGAUCUUGGCAUCAAAAUGCUGAGGUUAAGGAAGAAGAUAACUCUAAUGAUGCUGACAUAGUAAUAUUGGAUGAUACGGAUGCAAACAUUGAGAAAAAUGACAUUGUUGAAUGCAUAGCAGACACUCCACCAUCUUCAUCUGCUGAUCCUGAACCAUUUGUUGUGGAUUUAACCGCAAGUGACUCGGAGGAGGAUGACAUACCUUUAAGUGUUAUUGCUCAGUCUAUGAGGAGAACGGAACAACCUAUUGUUGAUGCCGGAAGGCCGCAAGACGUAAGUCGCACACCGUCCACAGAUUCAGAUGUCAUGGUUGUGGAAUAAGUAAGAAGGCAGUUUUGCUUGCAUAUUUUAUCUCAUGAUCUAUUUUUAUAUGAUUUUAAGUUGUACAUAAGAUAACGAAUCUAUUUAUUUAUAUACAAAAAGCUUUGCUUUUAAAUUUUACAAAUUAG